Molecule: messenger RNA, 1661 nt
Organism: Triticum dicoccoides
Lineage: Eukaryota; Viridiplantae; Streptophyta; Magnoliopsida; Poales; Poaceae
Product: leucine-rich repeat extensin-like protein 5
Exons: 2
Coding region: 989-1366 (125 amino acids)
Source: RefSeq, a predicted model, not a curated record
CGCCGCAGCCUCCUCUCCGGCUACCUCAUCUCCUCUCACUCCUCCCGCUACCUCUUCCCAGCCAAACCCCACCAUCUCUCCCGACACCCCAUCUCUGCUUGUCACUCCCGCUCCUCUUCCUCUCCAGACAGUGCCGCCACCCCACUUCUACCCAACGCCCGCGUAUGUGCACGCCAUGCGUGUCGAGGGCGCUCACAUCAAUCUCCCCGUCCGCCUCGCCAUGAACGGCGCCAACUACACUGUCUGGCAGGGGAUGAUGCUGGACGCCAUCGAUCAGUACGACGUCGCCUCUUGGAUCGCGCCGGACUUCGCUGACCACGCCGGCGACGCAUGCUGGAACAUCGUCAACAAGGCGGUGAAGCGAUGGUUCCUCGGCGCGAUGGUGACGGAGCUUGCGGCCUUCAUGCUCGACCGGGAGGCCACCGCCGCCCAGACCUGGGCCUCCGUCGAGGCUCUCUUCGUCAACAACCAUCGGGCGCGGUGAUUCCAGCUCCAGACGGAGCUCUCCGAGACUCGUCAAGGGGACUCCUCAAUCUCCGUCUUCUGCGCCCGCCUCAAGUCCAUCUCCGACGCGCUGCGCGAUGCCGGCAAGCCACUGGACGAUGACGAGUUGGUCAUCCAACUUCUGCGUGGCGUCAACAAGGAUCGUCAUCAGACUACCGCCAAGAUUAUAGAGAAGUCCCCAACUCCCAUCCCCUUUGACGUCACCGUCGACAUGCUUCUGCACGACGAGAUCGGCAACAACUUCGCCGGCUCCACCCAUCACAGCGCCCUCGCCGUCCAGCAGCGGGGUCCGUCGCCCGCGCACUCGGGUGUGGCCUCCGGCGGCCAGGCUCGGCCGCCCGCCCCUGGUCUCGGCGGCGGCAAAACGUCUUCUCCCUCACCCAACUAGGGGCACAACAAACGCCGCCGCUACACCACCAACGGCAGGUAUCAAGGCGCCGCCGCUUCACCACCACCAUGGACGGGGUAGGUCUAUGCCUACCCCAUGGCCCUGCCUCCUCCACCACGCUCGGCGCCUGGCAUCCUCGGCGCACGGCCGCCACAGGCCCAUGCCGCCUUCAGCGGACCCCUGCAGCAGCAGCAGUACUCCUUCUACCCGGCCUUUCCGAUGCCAUUGCACCAGCCGCCGGCCUUCCACCACCAGCCGUACUUGCCGGCGCCUCCCCAGCAGCAACAGUACAACCCUCCACCGGCCAGCUCCGAUGCUCAUGGAGUUGAUCACGCGGCGCUGAUGGGCGCCCUGCACAACCUCUCGCUGCAGUCGCCUAGCGGUGGCUGGGUUGCGGACUCCGGCGCCUCCACUCACCUCGUGACCGAUCCCGGACUUUGCAACCAAGGCGGCAAUUCUUCGGUGCAACAGUGAAGGCGAGUUGUACGACGUCUUCCCUCCAGCUGCACCCGCGGCCCUCGCCGUCACCGUCUCACGCCUCACCGACCUCUGGCACCGGCGUUUGGGUCACCCCGGCGAUGCUACUUUUCGUUCCAAUAAAUCCUUAGAACAUUGUAAUAAACCUGUAGUGGAUGGGCGUUUAUGUCAUGCUUGUCAAACCGGAAAACAUGUUCGUCUACCAUUUACUUCCUCGACUAGUCACACUACUGCUGCUUUUGAUCUCUUGCAUUGUGAUCUUUGGACAGCACCUUUGUCUAGUGUUUCCGGA